CUUCACAUUGUGUAUAUGGGUUCACUUCCUAAGACACCAUCAUAUUCUCCAACCUCUCACCAUCUUAGCAUGCUGCAAAGAGUCUUUGAUAGUAGUGAUCCAACAAAAUUCUUGGUACAUAGUUACAAAAGAACCUUCAAUGGUUUUGCUGCAUUGCUAACGGACCAACAAAGGGACAAGCUAACAAAAAUGGAAGGUGUUAUCUCAGUUUUCCCAAGCAAAACUCUUCAAAAACACACCACAAGAUCUUGGGACUUCAUGGGUUUUCCUCAAUCAGUCAAAAGAAACCCAACUACUGAGAGUGACAUUGUGAUUGGAGUUAUUGACACUGGCAUUUGGCUAGAAUCAGAGAGUUUCAAUGAUCUUGGUUUUGGUCCCAUUCCCCCAAAAUGGAAAGGUACUUGUGCAGGUGGCAAGAACUUCACUUGCAACAAGAAGAUCAUUGGAGCAAGGUACUAUGAGAGUGAGUCUGCUAUAGACACUGAUGGACAUGGAAGCCACACAGCAUCAACAGCAGCAGGGAACCAAGUCAAAGAUGCGAGUUUUUAUGGACUUGCACAAGGAAUUGCAAGAGGAGGGGUUCCAUCAGCAAGAGUUGCUGCAUAUAAAGCAUGUUCUGUAAAAUGCUCUGAAGCUAGUGUGCUAGCUGCUUUUGAUGAUGCCAUAGCUGAUGGAGUUGACAUCAUUUCAAUUUCAUUAGGACCUCAUACUGCAUCCAAAUUUGAGGAAGAUGCUGUUUCAAUUGGUGGAUUUCAUGCCAUGGGAAAAGGGAUUCUCACAGUGCACUCUGCAGGAAACGAUGGUCCUUGGCCAAGCUCAACUUCAAGUGUAGCACCAUGGGUGCUAAGUGUCGCAGCGAGCACCAUUGACCGUGAUUUCAUUGCGAAGCUCGUGCUUGGGAAUGGGAAAACAUUCACUGGGAAAUCAUUCAACACUUUCUCAACAAAUAAAGUUCCCAUUGCGGGACUUUUUUCUAACUCAGUUGAGUCUGUAAAAGGAUAUUUAGCUUUGUCUGGCGAUAUUGAUAGUGAAGAUGAAGCAUAUUUUCAAGGGGCAAUUGGUGUGAUCAAGAAGAGACAUACUGAACAUGAUAUAGCAGUGGUUACUACAAUACCUUCUGUGGCAUUGAGUUCCAAUGACUAUGAUUCUGUGGAAUCCUACAAAAAUACAACAACAGAUCCAACAGGAGAAAUGCUCAAGAGUGAGACAGUUAAAAAUGAUGUUGCCCCUUAUGUAGCAAUUUUUUCUUCGCGCGGGCCUAAUAUCAAAGUUCCUGAAAUUUUGAAACCAGAUAUUACUGGCCCUGGUGUGGAAAUCUUAGCUGCAUAUUCACCCUUGGAUUCACCCUCAGGUAGGAAUUUUGACAAAAGAUCAGUGAAAUAUAACAUAAUAUCUGGAACUUCAAUGGCAUGUCCACAUGUUUCUGGAAUCGCGGCGUAUGUGAAAACUUUUCACUUGGAUUGGUCACCCGCCGCAAUCAAAUCUGCGAUCAUGACUUCAGCAAAGCCCAUGAAUGGUUCUAAUUCUAGUGAUUCAAUUGGCGAAUAUGCUUAUGGAUCAGGGCAUGUGAACCCUGUGCAAGCUGUUGAUCCUGGCCUUGUUUAUGACAUUCAUAAGGAGGAUUAUGUACAAUUGUUGUGCAAUUUGGGAUAUGAUAACAAAACAAUCCAAAUCAUAUCUGGUGAAAAUUAUACCCUUUGCUCUGAAGCUCCUGAUAGAUCUUCAGUGAGAAAUCUUAAUUAUCCUGCACUUGUUGCUCAAGUUGAGCCUAUGACAUCUUUAAGUGUUGUCUUUAAUAGAACAGUCACAAAUGUUGGGUUAGCAACCUCAAAUUACACAGCAAGUGUGUUGCCAAAUCCAAGAAUGAAUGUGACGGUGGAACCAGAGAUUUUGUCCUUCAAAUCAUUGAAUGAGAACAAGUCUUUUGUUGUCAACAUCAAUGGUGGGAAAGUGACAAAGGGAGAUGUGCUCAUCUCAUCAUUGGUUUGGUCAGAUGGCAUCCAUGAUGUGCGGAGUCCAAUAAUUGUGAAUGUUUCUAGUUAAUAUUCUAAAGCUUUUCUUGGUAAUAAAAUUUUGAUUUAUGUUAUGAAAUUCUAAUAUUGAGCAUUUUAUUUUUAUGAUAACUCAUGAAGAUUAAAUAAGUGUGGUUUAGUUAAUUUCUUUUUCUUUUUUAUUUUGUAUGUUUUUUUAUUACAAUUUUCAUUUUUCCUUUUUCUUGUUACAUCAGAUAUUUGUUUCUU
This is a messenger RNA of Lotus japonicus, 2240 nucleotides long. RefSeq names its product subtilisin-like protease SBT4.3. Lineage: Eukaryota; Viridiplantae; Streptophyta; Magnoliopsida; Fabales; Fabaceae. Gene Ontology annotation, molecular function: serine-type endopeptidase activity. The record is from RefSeq and is a predicted model, not a curated record. The transcript is spliced from 2 exons. Gene Ontology annotation, biological process: proteolysis. Bases 16 to 2043 code for a protein of 675 amino acids.